AUGGCGUCCCUAACACAAGCCAGCAAGAAGCAGAAGACGACGGACGUCUCCUCACCAGACACAGUACUUGACUUGGAAGCCUUGAAGGAGACGUGGUCUCCGGGGCGCGAACGGCGACAUCAACUGGUGACAAUGAAGAUUGAAGGUCCUGCCGCGCUCGCCUCAACUGGUGCAGUGAAAGACACGAUAAUGCCUGCACGAGCGGGCCCUUUGCGUGGCGGCGACUGGAUUCUUAACAAGGAUGGUGGAGCAGCCACAAUUAGCUUCUUCUUUCUGCACAACGGGGAGACGUAUGGAAUCACUGUGGGACACCUCGUGGAAAAAGUUGGAGAUCCGGUUUUUUGCUUUUCGGAAGCAACAAAGCUCCCCAAUCCUCUUCCACAGGACUCAGAAGUCUCAGAAGGUCAUGAGAUUGAUGAGUCAUACUUCAUGCAUGAGAUUGGGACCGUUGUGUCCUUGUCACGCUCAACAGAUUCUUUGGUCUUUGAUUUGAACGGUAUGGUUGCAGUUAGUGAGCCAUUGAAGAUGGCUCCCGGGUCGGGCAUCAUGGGUAAACUGAAGCUGCCGGACGUGAGGCAGGUCAUGCCACCACCUCCUCCUCUGAGAGGAACGAGUCUAGUUGGAUUCGGUGCUCAACGUCGUGGAGCUCACGCCAAAGUGAGGAUCCCUUCGGCAACGGUUGACUGUGACCACUCGCGGAAAGGAAACAUCGGCAUUAUUGAUGCUGACGAUGUUGGCAAGAAAGUUACAAACGCUGGCGAUUGUGGCAGCAUAUUCGCUAGUCUGGAUGGGACUGCGCAGUACCUCCACCACUGUGGAGGCAGCGACGACAAUGAGCCUCCGUUACUCUCCUACGGAUAUCCAGUGUGGGAGGUCUUGAAAAGCCACAAGCAUCUCGGUGGUGAAGGCGAGGACAUCUUAGAGGAAGAAGAAGAUGACAAGAAGACUCAAGUCAAAGAAUGCGCCGUUGUUGCCUCCCCAGGAGGAGUUGCAGGACCCAAGAAAACCAUCAAACACUUCCCUGGUGCCAAAAUUGUGGACGCUCCUGCUCGACACGCGGUGCGAUCUCUUGCCAACUUCAUCCAAACUUGGAAGUCGUUUCUGGCAAAAACAACACCCCAGUCACUUUGUGUUUGA
Molecule: messenger RNA, 1137 nt
Organism: Seminavis robusta
Lineage: Eukaryota; Bacillariophyta; Bacillariophyceae; Naviculales; Naviculaceae
Source: the annotation of a GenBank genome assembly